AUCCAAAGCAAGGAAUUAAACUAGUAGUUGGGCCAAAUCCAUAAAUUGCUGGAACUCUACUCUACCCGAUUCUUUUCUUCAUUCUGAAGAACUCAAAACUCACGAUUAAUAUGUCAUUUUGUCAAAAAAAAAAAAAAAACUCACGAUUACAGGUAGAUUCUUCUGCGCAAAAAUGGCCGAAACGACACCGUCACGCACAAUCUCCCUCAUCUCCAUCCUCUUCCUCCUGCUCACCACCGCACCAGAACCCACCCAUUCCUUGUCCUUCUCCUUCGUCCAGUACCGAACCGUCGUCUCGCUCUCCCACUCGCUCAUGACGCGCGUGGCCAACCUCCGCGCCUCCAGGGGCGACGUCUCGGGCUCGCGCCGGGCCCAUGUCAUCGCCGAGAAGCUCGAGAGUGGGCUGAACUUCGGCUUCUUGGGUCUCACCUGGUCAUUAGGCUGGGACUACCUCAAGAACUACGCGCGGAGGGAUAUAAACUACGCUGAGAUGUACGGCGUCGUUUCGGACGUGAACGAGUUGCUUAAAUCUGUGAGUGAGUUGACCCGGACGUACUCGGACGCCGAGAGAGCAACCUGGGCGGGGCGGAAUUACCAAAAUGUCCUCGGCGUCUCUACCUCGCUCUUUAAGAAGCUCGUCAAAGUGUUUGCUAAAUCGGGGACGUUGAGGGAAGCUCUGAAGGUGGCGGAGAAAGAGGUGGUGCAGGGAGGUUUACUGAAGGACUGUCUUGAAUUGGGGAGCAAUGACUUGAAAGGUUUGCUUCAAAUUCUCAAAGACUUGGCUUCCUCCGCUAAUGCUAAUACUAACACGAAUGCUAAUGAUUGGCGUGAUCCAUGACACACACUACUACACACAAAGGAAGACCAAGAUUUUAUUUGUAAUCAUCGUUUAAAAAAAAAAAAAAAAUGUUAUUUUGUAGAAAAUAGAAAAAUUUGGUAGUGUUAUAAUUCUAGAAAUUUAUAUUUUUUUUUCUUAUGUAGGAAUUACAUCAAGUUGUUAAGUGUAAUUUAUCACAAGCAAUUUCUAUA
Molecule: messenger RNA, 1029 nt
Organism: Quercus lobata
Lineage: Eukaryota; Viridiplantae; Streptophyta; Magnoliopsida; Fagales; Fagaceae
Exons: 2
Coding region: 173-838 (221 amino acids)
Source: RefSeq, a predicted model, not a curated record